GCUCCCCGGGAUCACCCGUGGGAACUGCCUGCACCCCCUCCCCUCUCCCGGAGGCACUCACUCAGCUGUCUACCCGCUUGAAUUCAAACUUCCUAAUCCUGUAUCGGAUGUCACGCCCAGCUGCUUGUCUUUGCCUUGCCUUCCCGCCACUGCCACGCUCGACGCGAGGCGAGCGUGACGGGGGAUGGACUCUUGUUACCGUCGCAGCGUGGAUUGGGAGCGAGAGGGAAUUUGCGAAGAGUGGAGAGAAGAGCAGCGUACAGCACAGCGGGGAGUGGAGUAGCGUGGAGUGGAGUGAAGGAGGGAGAGGAUGAUGGGAGGAGGUGCGCCACCUCUAUUUCCACCUCCCUCACAGCAGCACCAGCAUUAUCUCGACAUGGACGCGAAUGCGCAGCCUGCGCAGUUGGUGUUAGGCCGGGAGCUUGCAUCGCCGCCCGCAGACGGCAUCUCUAACCUCCGCUUCUCCAACUACAGCGACCAUCUGCUUGUUUCCUCCUGGGAUGCGAAGGUCCGCCUCUACGAUGCAUCUGCCAACGUUCUGAUGGGCCAGUUUAGCCAUCGUGCGCCCGUUCUCGACUGCUGCUUCCACGAUGACUCCUCCUGCUUCACUGCUUCCGCGGACCACUCCGUUUGUAGAUAUGAUUUCAAUACAGGUGGCGAGGAUACUCUGGGAACACACGACGCUCCUGUGAGGUGUGUUGAGUAUUCGCAUGCAACUGGUCAUGUAGUGACUGGAAGCUGGGACAAGACGGUCCGAUGCUGGGAUCCCAGAGGGGGUACUGGGGUUGGGACUUAUCCACAACCUGAACGGGUGUACAGUAUGUCACUAGUCGGGCACCGACUUGUCGUAGCCACUGCAGGUCGACACAUUACCGUGUAUGAUUUGCGCCUCAUGCAACGUCCUGAACAGACUCGAGAAUCGUCCUUAAAGUAUCAAACUCGUUGUUGUGGCCUGGUAGGUUACGCCCUCAGCUCCGUGGAAGGUCGUAUUGCUAUGGAGUUUUUCGAUAUGUCCGAAGCAGGCCAAGCUAAAAAAUAUGCCUUUAAGUGUCAUCGAAAAUCUGAGGCCGGGCGAGAUACAGUUUAUCCUGUUAACGCUAUCGCAUUUCAUCCAAUCUAUGGCACGUUUGCAACAGGUGGUUGCGAUGGCUAUGUCAAUAUCUGGGAUGGCAAUAACAAGAAGCGGCUUUACCAGUACUCAAGGUAUCCUUCCAGUGUUGCUUCACUAUCUUUUAGCAGAGAUGGUCGGCUACUUGCCAUUGCAUCCAGUUAUACAUUUGAGGCAUGAACCUGAUGCUAUUUUUGUGCGAAGUGUAAAUGAGUCAGAAGUUAAACCCAAACCGAAGGCUUAUACGUCUGCUCCCUGAAUAGAGAGGUGGAUUGAAUACCUGCCUACUAAAGUGUGAGCAUUUGAUCAUAAACUUGAAGCGAGCAUUAGAUCAUAGCCUUGAAGUGAGCGUUAGUUAUUAGAGCAUCUAGCUUGGUAUCGGUAUGUGACCAGGGCAUUCGUGUCAAAUUAAUUGAAGGUAGUUCUAAGGUAGUCAUGCGUAGUGAAUUGGUGGCUUUGACUUGAGCGCAGCACUGUUCCAAUCAUCCGCAAGAAGUUAUCACUGGCAUUUUGUUGAUUAUAAUAGUUCCACCUUCCUGUGGAAAAGGGCUGUGUACUGGUUUUAACAUUGAAUAUGGCCCUUCACUGGAUCCAGGAAUGAGGUCAACUUUAUUGAGCUUA
This is a messenger RNA of Physcomitrium patens, 1729 nucleotides long. NCBI's taxonomy places the organism in Eukaryota, Viridiplantae, Streptophyta, Bryopsida, Funariales, Funariaceae. The record is from RefSeq and is a predicted model, not a curated record.